CAGCACAAGUCGUCCAGCGAACUGGCAGAUAACAUCGUGCAGUCAGUUUUCCCUGGGCUAUCGCUGAGAACGGUCGAGUUUUCCUUCCUAACAGUUUGGCUCUGUGAGUGUCGGUUUUCUCCAAUUUGUUUUUUUUUACCACAGUAUACGCUAGAGUUCGCGCAAUUCUUGCAUUGUUGGUAGGACUCUGUGUGCGUGUUGGUACGCGUCUGGUACAGUGAUAAAUGGGUGACAGUGGAGUAGGAAGCUUUCUCCCAAGGAAAUCGGUAUUUUGGGGGUGUUGAUUCGAAGAUUUUCUUUGUUUUUUCGGUGAAGAAUCAGGUGGCUGUGGCGUGAGAGUUUGAUAAAUGCCUACCACAACAAUUGAUGUCAAGUGAAAUCUGAUUAAUGGUUGAUGUGGCAAACGUAUUCACCAGUGUCAUAGAAGCAGGAAACCGAUCCAGAUCUGUGGACUACAUCUAAUCUAGUGCUGUAAAAUGUUGCUCAUAUAACCGUGCCGGAGUACACCAGAAAGGAAGUUCUGUGAACGUAUAGGUUCCGUUAUUUGCCUAAUGACGAUUGUCGCUAAACCGAAUUAAAACAUAUUAGUUUGUAUUCAGUGUAGAUGUUAGGGAAUCGAGGAUUUCUGAAUACGAGAAUUCUACGGAAAUUGUAAAACUUUCGGAUUCACAUACCGAGAAAUUUUCAUUGGAAUUGUCCCGGAAUCGAUUCUACGGCCAGUCAACUUUCAUUACAACCCACUGCUAGUGUGGUAAAUUCACCGGCACGAAGGGGGCACUGGUGCAGCUGUGACAACGGCGAUCAACUGGAAAGCAGCAGACGAAGAAUAAUGAUGAUGCAAUGAGAAAAACUUGAUUAAAACCCCAUCCUCGCGGAACCCGUUCCAUAUUAGCGAUCUUCAAGUAUCGCUUGCAGCGAACAUUGCCUGUGAACAGAACGGUACCAACCUGUAGUAAGAGCUAGUAAACGGGCAAAUAUACGACAAUCGCGUGUUCAGGAAGGAAGCCGAGAACUGGUGUCCAGUUUUUUUUACCGUAUUUGCACAACCCGAAGCACACCAAAACGAGGAAAUCCGGCGAAAUGAAGGGACGACAUCUGAGAAGACGGUUCAGCUUGCAGCCAUCCUUUAUGAAGGACGACAGCCCGGAAGAUAAACCCAAACGCGAGAAACCCCUCAAAAAUGAUGAAAACUCGAUAAACUCCAACGUGCGGCACAAAAUCGUUGUCAUGGGAGCGGCCAAGGUCGGCAAAAGUUCGCUGAUCACCCAGUUCCUGUACAGCACAUUUUCGCCCAAGUACAAACGGACUGUCGAGGAGAUGCACCACGGUCACUUUUCCGUCGGUGGGGUAAACCUCACGCUGGACAUCCUGGACACAUCCGGUUCGUACGAGUUUCCAGCGAUGCGGGCUCUAUCCAUCUCAUCGGCCGACGCCUUCAUCCUGGUGUACGAUAUCACCGACAGUAUCACGUUCGAGGAGGUCAAAGCAAUCCGGGAACAGAUUCAUGAAAUAAAAUCCACCACCGCAGUCCCGAUUGUGGUGGUUGGAAAUAAGACCGAUUUGGUCGAUGAGGACGAUGAUAUCCGACAGAUCCCACACGGAACGACCGAAUCGAUGAUAACAGUCGACUGGGAAAACGGUUUCGUCGAAGCAUCAGCAAAGCUCAAUCGGAAUGUGUCACAGAUUUUCAAAGAACUGCUUGCGCAAGCUAAGAUCACCUACAACCUGAGUCCGGCCUUGCGACGACGACGGCGCCAAUCGUUGCCACAGCAGACCAGCACUGGAAGUAGCACGGCGCCUCCAACGCCGCAGCAAGCCAUGCCACCAUCUUCGGUGCAUGUUCCCUCUGCCGCACAGUUGGCCCAUCUGCAGCAAAUUCAGGAGAAGAGUCUCGGUGGAAAGCGAAACUCCUGUGUGCUGUCUUAAAAUCCGUCUCGGUCCUCCAUACAUGCAUAAUUAUGUUUCAAUAAUCAAUCAGAAUAAUUGAAAUCAAAUAAAGUAACAAUUUCCAAACAGUAAAUCCGCUAAAAAUGUAUUUGACAAGUGUUUCAUGUACUUCAAUACAAUACAGAACAAACAAAAUUAUAUUUGUUGAAUGUUUAUAACACUUAGUCCUGACUUUGUUGUUGAGCUGACAAAUAACAUAUAAAAUAAUCAGUACCAUCUCUGCAAGGGAAUAGAAAAAAGAUGUAAAGAAGCGAACAGGAUUAUUACGGGUAAAUCAAUUCAACGCUAAGUAAAUACAAUAGAAGGAUGAUUUCCAAAAAAAAACAUAACUAGGAUGAAAACAGCUAAGCUGUAACCCAGUGCAACCAUUUAUUCAGAAAAGACAUCGCCGCUAUUCGUUUGUAGUAACUUUUAACUGAAUGCAAAGUGAAAAUGGAAGUCGUUCUACUAUUCAGCUAUGAAUUUUAGCUACUCAAAUAUUUGAAACCGAAGGGAAUUCUAUUCCAAAGAUUCAAAUGCUUAAUUUCUCUAAAAUUAUAAGCUGAUAUUUCAAAGUACUUCGAUCUCUAACGAACAACAACACAUUCAAACUCCGACCUAACAUCUACUUCAAAUAUUCGAGUUUUAUGAAAGCGCACAGCCUUCCUAAUAUUUUCCCUGAAUAGUUAGAAACAUCAACAAUUUAAGCCAAAAAGAAGAAAAUUGUAGCUACGCGAGAUAUGCGAAAAAAAAAUGACGUGGAAUAUCACUGCUUCGCAUAUUUUACAAAACUAAUAAAACAAACACCACAAUAAGCUACCCGGAAACCAAGAAUGAGAUGCGGAAUUUGCUGAAUAAUCAUGAUGAAUAGAAUAAAACAUAUGCUAACUGUUGUCGUACUUGCUAUUCUAUAUUCUGAUCGCAUAUCUUUAAAAGAAACACACCUCCUAGAGAAGUUCGAGAGACUAUGCAAUGUUCGUGAAAAAAAUGUGCUAAAUUAUUAUAUACAUAUAGAAGUCAAUGGAAUAGCCACAUUACAAAUAUAUCUGAUAUAGAAAGUAAACGAAUAAUAAAAUGUGCAUUGCAUGCGGAAAUUGAUAGGAACCAAUAAUACAACACAGAGUUGGAAGACUUUUUGUACUAUAGCAGUAAUCCACUCUGGAAAUGUAGGGAGAAAACAGUUUAGAAUGACAUUAGUGUACUGUAUCUGUGACAAUGAUGAUGGAAAAUAAAUUAUAUCCGGUUAAAAACA
Malaya genurostris is the source of this 3178-nucleotide messenger RNA. RefSeq names its product GTP-binding protein Di-Ras2. The record is from RefSeq and is a predicted model, not a curated record. Gene Ontology annotation, molecular function: GTP binding; GTPase activity. Bases 1081 to 1926 code for a protein of 281 amino acids. The transcript has 7 exons. NCBI's taxonomy places the organism in Eukaryota, Metazoa, Arthropoda, Insecta, Diptera, Culicidae.